Struthio camelus australis is the source of this 8524-nucleotide messenger RNA. RefSeq names its product TNF receptor associated factor 2 (gene TRAF2). NCBI's taxonomy places the organism in Eukaryota, Metazoa, Chordata, Aves, Struthioniformes, Struthionidae. Gene Ontology annotation, cellular component: cytoplasmic side of plasma membrane; cytosol. The record is from RefSeq and is a predicted model, not a curated record. Gene Ontology annotation, molecular function: ubiquitin-protein transferase activity; tumor necrosis factor receptor binding; zinc ion binding. Gene Ontology annotation, biological process: protein K63-linked ubiquitination; tumor necrosis factor-mediated signaling pathway; regulation of apoptotic process.
CGGCUGUCCUGGGCAGGCAGGCAGCCAGCCAGCCAGACGCUGGGCUAAUGCCGUUCGUUGUUGUUGUUGUUAGGUUUUUUUCUCACGCUGAACGAGAGAAGCGAAGAGAAGGCCCGAAGGGUUUGAGGGGGAGGUUUUCUGCCUGUUUUUGCAUGUGAAUAAUUCAGGGCUUGUCUGCUCUGGAAGGUUCUUUGUGCAGCUGGAGAGCUGGUGCUUGGCAGCCUCUCAGCCGCGACGCAGGGGCCCUGGGGCAGAGAUUCCGCUGAGGCCUUCCGUGCAGUGGAGCAGCAAGGGAGACCGGCUCCACCGCCAGCGCCUUGGCAAGCGGCUGUCGGUAAAUACCGCUAUGCUAGAGGUAAUGGUAAGGUGCAGGGUGAAGUGUGAUUGCAGUGCUUUUUAUCUGUGAAAUUCUACAGUGUGCGUCUUUAUUUUGUGGUAAACUGAUGUAAGCUUUUUGAGCAUGAGAAGGCUCUCCUUGUUAAAUGCAGCAGCGUCUUGGCUCUUUCAAAUAAAACACACUAAAAUUCCUAAACUGCAUGCCUGAGUCAUCAGUAGUCACUAUGAAUUCUUCAGGAAAACCAGGAAAAAACAAAAUUGCCACUGUGGCCCUUUCUGAAAUAAGGGGGAAGAGGAACAACACUUUAAAAUCCUUCUGUGGAGUGUUUUUGCAGGCCGUCAUCUUGACUAAGUGCAACAGGAGCAACUGAUUUCCAAAUCAUGGAUGAUUUGAGCAUUGCUCAGGGAUCAGGUGCUAUUAUAAGUGCAAGGUGUUUCCCCUUCUUGCGGCCAGGAAGUUCUGUCAUUACAACACACCCAGCUCCUGCAGUCCAGGAAACUGAGGAAAGAACGCUUUUUGGGCACGCACAUCAAACACUGAGGACUGUUACUCUGCAUUGCAAAAGUUACUCUUCCGGCCAUUUGGUGGCAAAUAGAGUAUUGCAACAGCAAGUUUAUUUUGAGCAGUCCCAGAUUGUUCCCUUCCUGUAGUCAGCGGCUCAGGUAAGGCAUUGCUUAUGAUUUCCUGCUUCUGAAGUAAAUGAUGUCAGCGUGGUUUGCCCUCAACAGUUCUGCCGGGAUAAUGUUUAGUUCAGGAAAUGGAGAAGUGGUUUUUUUUUUUUUUAAGUGAAUUAUGUAAACCAAUGAAUAUUUCUAGUAAUGUAAAUGUUUUCGUACUUUCUUUCCCGGACAAAACACAAUUGUGCCAGGAAAAGGAUCGUUAUAAUGGAAUAGCUGAAGCAGCGCCAGCAAGGACGUGCAACUUUACCUGUCCCAGUGGAGUUACGUAGUACAAGUUACUACUGCUGACACAUGCAAAGGGAUGUGUUUCCUGCCCUUGACCAUAGUGGAGCCAUCACAAUUUAUGCCAGGUGAGACCCAGCCCCUGUGAGGUCUCACAGGACCCACUGUGAGGUCCUGUGGCUUGCUGCCCACUCUGUUUCUCAUCUUCAGGGAGGAACAGUGAGCAAGCGGCUCUUCUUUCUACCUUGAGAAGCUGUGAGGUUUCUGCCUAAUUUCCACGUAUUAGGGCUUUGCGAUCUCCUCGUGUACUCUUCGUAUCCACCUUGUUAUUUCCCCCGAUGUUUCUCAGCCUGUUCUUCCUUAUAUUUCACACUUGGUGGGGUGACCAGAGUCAUCUGAGAAUGGUGCAGUGGGAUGCUGCACGAUGGCAUCUGCUGCCUGGGCUCUUGCUGCUGCCUUUGCAUCCGUUGAUCGUGUCCCCUUCUAGAGGGGAGGAGAGAAGCUGAGGCAGGAAAGGAAGGGAUCAAAGUAUUGAGGCCCCCCACCAGCACAAGUUGGUGGUCUAUUAUAGCAUGACAGCUAAUGUUUUUGUCAGAGCCGACUGCCUAAGCUUUGGGCGUGUGACAUCCACGUGUACAUUUGAACCCAUAGGGCAGCCCAGGCAUCGUGACGUGGAUUGGAGCAAAAUGGGCUCCUCUCUUCCUGCUUAGCAGGAAACCUUAAUCCUUUUUCCUCAGACUUUCUGCAUAAUUCCCCUCCUUCUGUCCUGAUCAGCAUCUACCCUUGUCAUUAACUGGCAUCUCCUGCUAUGGGCUGCGUCUUGCCACCAGCCUCAGCUUUCCAGACAGAGCCUGGGGAGACAGUGGUUCAGUUCACAGUGGGUAUGGCAGCGAGGCCUCCGUAGGAGUCCCCAGAAUCACUUGCAUCAGCCUUGCAGGUAGCAUCUCGUCUCAACGCGCUCCUGAGCAGCACACAGGUGUACAUGGAUGUCAGAGGGACUGUGGCUGGGUGCAUGCUCACUCUGGACUGUGCAGCGGAGUAGAGGAAACCAUGCCUCCCGAAGCUCAGCAGACACCAGCUCAGCCCUCAGCAUAUAUUAGGGCCAUGUCAAGUCCUGCCCUAACAUGCACCUCUGUUGCAGCCACCCCCGCUCCCGAGCUGACCUCACAGCCAGGAAUCUCUGGGAGAAACACUUUGACUAUGCCUUUGGUGCUGGGCACUCCUUUAGAGGUAGCAUCAAACUGGUUAUGCCUGGUUUUGACCAAGGAGGAUUUCCCCAGUGUGGAGUGAAUUCCCCUGCGUGAUAAGAAUCAGACUCUUUCAUGUUCUGCCAACAUGCAAGGCAAUAAGACCCUGAAGACCUCAGCUCUGUGUGUUCAAGACAGCCUCUCCAAGGUGGAGAGCUCGCUGCAGGACGAGGAACACCUUCCAAUGCUCUGAGCUGGUAAGCUGGGUUCACAUCCACAGUGAGGCAGGCAGGCAGGAAUGAGCUUCAGGCUCUGGACACAGCAGUCCCACACCAAGUGAAAAGGUCUGCUGUUGUGACCUUUAACAAAGCUAAGUUCCCCUGUGAAAAGCACCUCUGUGCUGACCUCACUGCCACGUGGUAAGUAUUUUCGUUUCCCCUAGCAUCUUUUAUUAAAAUGAAACCAGUCUGCUGCUGUCUCUCCUUUGCAGCUUCAUCUCGCUUCUACUUUCAGUUCUGAGCAGACACCUCUAUGCUGCCUCUAGGCUGGGAUGAACAGCAGACAAUGUCACUUUGUGCGCAGGCUUUUGAGAUACAGCCAGAAUUUUUGGCUCCCAUGGCAGCAGCAAACUCUACUCCACCUGGCUCUUUGGAUCUAAACCAGCCUGGAUUUUCCAAGGAGAUACUGGGCACUAAAUUGGAGGUCAAAUACCUCUGUUCAGAGUGCAAGAAUAUAUUGAGGAGGCCGUUUCAAGCUCAGUGUGGACAUCGCUACUGUUCCUAUUGUCUGAAGAAAAUUAUAAGUUCGGGACCUCAAAAAUGUGCCAGCUGUAUUCAGGAGGGAAUAUAUGAAGAAGGAGUUUCUAUUUUAGAAACAAGCUCGGCUUUCCCAGACAAUGCAGCUCGUCGGGAGGUAGAAAGUCUGCCUGCCAUCUGUAUUAACGAUGGUUGCACUUGGAAGGGGACUAUUAAAGAGUAUGAGAGCUGCCAUGAGGGGAACUGCCCGUUCAUGCUGAUUGAGUGCCAGGCAUGUAAGGGAAUGAUCAAACUCAAUGAAAAGGAACGCCAUUCUGAGCGCGAGUGCCCCGAGAGAAACCUCAACUGCAAAUACUGCAAAUCGCUUUUCUACUUUCCUGAUAUUAAGGCUCAUGAUGAAGUCUGCCCUAAAUUUCCAUUGACUUGUGAAGGCUGUGGGAAAAAGAAGAUUCCAAGAGAGAAGUUUCAGGACCAUGUGAAGACUUGUGGCAAAUGUAAAGUGCCUUGCAGGUUUCAGGUUGUCGGAUGUGCUGAGAUGGUGGAAAAUGAAAAGCUACCAGAACAUGAAAGCAAAUGUUUGGUGGAGCAUCUGUAUAUGCUACUGAGUUUUGUGCUGAGCCUCAAGACUGGAUCUGGAGGCCUAAAGCAUCAUGCUGCCUUUUCCUCAUCACAAAGCAACUCCCCACUACUGGCAGCAAAUGCUCUGUGCUCUGAGUCAGAUCUCUCCAAGUCCCUGGAGCUCCUAGGAAGGUGUGAGGCCCUCGAGAGGAAAACAGUGACCUUUGAAAACAUUGUCUGUGUGCUCAAUCGAGAGGUGGAAAGAGUAUCUCUAACAGCUGAAGCAUAUAGUCGGCAACAUCGACUAGACCAGGAGAAAAUUGAAACACUGAGUAACAAGGUUCGACAGCUGGAAAGGAGCAUUGGACUCAAAGAUCUGGCCAUGGCUGAGAUGGAAGAAAAGAUCCGCAACCUGGAAGCUUCCACCUACGAUGGUGUUUUCAUCUGGAAGAUAACAGAAUUUGCCAGGAAACGUCAAGAGGCGAUAACGGGCCGCUCUCCUGCAAUCUUCUCCCCAGCUUUCUACACAAGCAAGUAUGGCUACAAGAUGUGUCUGCGUGUUUACCUGAACGGGGACGGCACUGGGCGUGGGACCCAUCUGUCUCUCUUCUUUGUGGUGAUGAAAGGCCCCAAUGAUGCGCUUCUGCGAUGGCCCUUCAACCAGAAGGUAACCCUGAUGCUUUUGGAUCAGAACAACCGAGAGCACAUUAUCGAUGCUUUCCGACCUGAUGUGACAUCCUCCUCCUUCCAGCGACCCAUCACCGAAAUGAACAUUGCCAGUGGCUGCCCACUCUUCUGCCCCGUCUCCAUGAUGGAAGCGAAGAAUUCCUACGUACGUGAUGACGCCAUCUUUAUUAAAGCCAUUGUAGAUCUCACGGGCCUCUAACCCUCCUCGCCUCCAGGAGCAGUGAAUGCAGAGCCAGCCCCCAGUGGGGCAUCCUCCCUCUUGCGCCGCCCUUCAGGCGGGCCUCAGAGUGAGGGGAGGGGCAAAAAGUGGAAGGGGAAAAGCCCAGAGCUGUCCCCUUCCCAAAAAUGGGACCUUCUCCGCUCUGAGUGGAAACAAGGUGUCUGAUGGGAACCCCCUUCCCUGGUGUCAGAGAGACCUUUCCUGAGAAGUUUGGGUGUACAUUCACAGUCUGCGGGGUACAGGAAUAUUUCCUGCAGGGACUUGGAUAUCUGAGCUGCCGGUGUCCGGUUUUCAAGUGGAAACAAGCGCAGCUCUUGCUCUACCAGUUUAGUGCACAGCUUCAGUGCUCUGUAGUGCAACAAGGUUUGGUCUGCCCAAGCACCAUCUUAUGUGGAUGUUUGGCCUUUCUGGGCUUUUCUUCAGAGAUCUCCGUGUUACUGGAAACUUGAUUUGCUGAAGCAAUGUCAUUGCUCUGUGCUGCUGGCUGGUUUGUGCUUUGAUAUCUGGGGAAGGUGUGGGGCAGAUUUAGCUGCCAAGAUGGACUUGAGCCUUUGGAGAGAGAACCGUUGUGCUGCUGUUUUGUUGGCCCUGUUGGCCUGUAGAGACAAGUGCUGAGCCAAGCUGCAUGGGGGAGUGGUACCCUGUUUCUGGCUGAAUUUGGGUUCUUGAUCACGUGUGCUCUGAACGGUCCGAUAGGAGUCGGGGACAGUGUGGACAGCGUCAGUGGCUGCCUACCUAGAGGAGAGCAUGUGGCCAGCACUGAGGAUUUCUGCAGUGAGAGAAGAGUCCCUCCUAGAGACCGCCCAUCCUAUCCUGGAGGGCAACCACAGGGCUUGUAGGACUCCAGCCACCUGAGAUGUGUUUGCCUCCGUGGAGGUUUUUAGCCAGAUCCUGCUGUUCUCUGGCUGCCUGUUUACCUGAGUCUGAGCAGCGGUAAGGAGGGAUGGUGGCAGGGCUGGAAGCUGUCUUUACUUGCACAGAAACCCUCCUGAGCUGGUUUUAAUCUCAUUCCCUGGGAAGCUGCAGCAGCACAGGCACAUGAACCUUCCCAGGCUCCUGGGUACUUUCUGGUUACUGAAGCUCUGCUGCCAUCUGCGCCUGAUGCCCAUAUACAUCUGCACAUACUCUGUCACCUCUGAGGUUGCAAUGCUGACAGAGCUAUGGCAUGUCUCCUUGUUCACCUUCGCGGUGAGCUGCUGCUGUCCAGCCCCUGCCCUCCCCGUUGCACUUAGUCUGGGCUGUAACGUUCUGACUUUGCCAGGCUGGCAGGACCAACCCCCACGUGGGAUUCCCUGAGCUCUGGGAUCCAAUAUCCAAUGGCUCCUGGUUAGCGUGCUCUAGAGGACCCGCUCCCUGUACAGCCUCUCGGCCUGUUAGAGAGUUUGCAGCCACUUGCUUAGGACCUGGGGAGGCCAGAAAAGUCCCUGCGUGAAGCCUGCUGGCCCCUUUUCUGUCUCUGGGCUCUCUGCACUGCUCCCUUCUGGGCAGCAAGUAUUCUGCACCUUUAUCUGAGGUACAGUCUUUGUAUUUCGUGGAGAAGCAUAUUUUGUGCUGUAAUGUCUCUCCAUCAUGGCCAGCUAGUCCUUUUAGAGUUGCUUUGUGGUGGCCACUUGUAACUCUAGAGUGACUGUUAGCCAGGUUGGACUCUUAAGGCUUUCUGCCUCUUUCUUCCUGUUCUUUUUCUCAUCUCUGACAACCUCCAAACAUGCUCUGUAAGAUGUUUGGUCACAGGAGCCAGCCAGCUGGCUGCUGAGCCCACCUUGCAGAUGUCCUGGCCCUAUCCAGCUCCUGUACUACUCCUCUGGCCUGGAGGACAGGCAAAGAGGCUGUUGUAACUGCCUGGAAAGCCAUGACCCCCUUUGCGGUUAGCGAAUGGGAUCUGCUGCCUCUGUGUGAGGAGAGUGAAUUCUCCUUGGAACGGGGAGCGGCGUUCGCUGCUAGCGAACCAAAAGCAAUUGCAUGUGAAGCUGCGGCGCGCUCCGUGGAGGAAGGCCCAAAGCCCCUCUGUGGCGGCAGGUCCGUGCCUGGUGCCAAGCCCUGCAUGGGUGCCAGGCUGAGGCUCUUCUUCCUGCCAGCCUGAUAAAUACAGACUUUUCCCUGCUCUGAGCUGUGCCUUGCUUGUGGCUUCCUGCUGUCCCUUUGCUCUGGUGUGUUGGCCUCACUGUCUGGCCCCUUCAGCUGGGUCCAGAAGUCCAUCAGUGGAGAGGAGCUCUGACCCCAGCUGGGGAGCUCGGGGAGCCUUGCUAGGCUUGCAGGAAGAAGGACUACUGUCCUACAGCUCCCUGCCAAUAAUAACUGUACUGAUUGCACGCUCCUGCUCAGCACCUCAGCGCUUGGCUGAGCUUUGGGUCAGUCCUGCAACUGCCAGUCUUGAGGGCCCUGCCCCACCUGCAGGUAGGGCUGGAGUUGGUUGCCGCCUCUGCUCCUCGUCCACCAGUGCGGGUCAUGGCCUCUACAGCAGCCUGCCAGGGACUUUGCUGUCUGCUCAGCCCCUCGGGGUGGUUUGAGUGUUCCUGCAGGACGGCAGCUGCUGACCUGCCCCCUAUGCGGCAGGUCCUGCGCUGCUGCCCUGCAUGGCUGGCCUGGGGGUUAACUGCCAGAAAGUGGCUUGUUGUCAGAGAGGAACUGGAUGAGGCCGAGGCAAGUGCUGUACCUGUGCCACGAUGGCUGUCAGAGGGUUCUGGGAGGGACCUCUGGUGAGUUUGAAGGGGGGGGCUGGCACCUACUGUACCUGGGUAAUUCAUAUGACUUCUCCAGUAUGGUGGGUAUCUCAGAUCCUUACUCAAGCUGAGUCUCGGGCACCCAAAGGCGCUGUGCUGGCUGGGUGGCUGUCCCUGCCUGUGGAAGGGUGCUGGGAUGACCUUUGAGCCCCUGUUUAAAGUCUCUGUGCCGCUCUUAUCAACACGCUUGCUGCGGUAGUUCUUGUGCUCUGGCCCAGCGUGCAGCUGUGCAAAGGCCAUAGCUCAGGGCAGGCUAUGCUGUUUCAGUACAAGGAGAGGGACAGGCGGCAGCCGUGGUCGUGCCCUGGGUCUGCCAGAGGAGCAGGAGGGAGGCACAGCGAUCGUGUACAAGGCAGCUUCUGCUACCUGCCUGCAGCAGGUGGGUCUGGCUGGAUGUCGGGCAGGCAGGAUGGCUGCAGCAGGCCAUCCUUGCAGGGUGCGCUGAGCAACUUUUUGUAGCAUAGCUGCCGUGACUAGGCGGAGCUUCCAUUGCUGUCCAGAUCCCUGUGCGGCAAAAGCUCUUUCCUUUCUUGCUAAGGAAAAGGCAGGAGCGUGCUAGGCCCAAGUGCUGCAGCCCUGAGCCACCUAGCUGUCCCCCAGGAGGAAAAAACCGUAGAGCAGCCACCCUCACAAAGGGUGAUGGGGAUGGAACAUGCCAAGAACUGCAGGGCACCUGGGAGGUGGUGGUACCAGUCUGCUGCUGUCUGCAUGGGCUGGUCUGGUCCCCUCCUGGGCAGAGGGUUUACUGCUUUAUAUAAGGUCAUUGGAAGAUAGGGGGAGCAGUUAUGAUUUAGGAGUAAAAAUAACCCCCAGACCCGUCUCUCACUGCUUCAGGUUUGAGUCAAAACAUAGCGGACAGGCCAAGGCGGGGGGGGGGGUUCCUGCAGGAUGCUAGUUGCUUCCCUUUCCCUGUGAAGGAUUUCUGCAGCUGUGGUGCCUGUGUGGCUCCAGUGUCGCACAGCCCCUCGCUGCAGCCCUGCUUUGUGAAAAGGUGAGGGCUGCAGUAUGGGUCAGGGGCUUGCCUGGUUCUUCCCAACGCCGACAGUCAGUGGAUGGGAUGUCCACCUGGAGCAGGUCCUUGCGGAGUCGAGUGGGAGGGAGGGAGCCAUCGCUGCUUGCACCCUGCCUUGCUCCUGGGUCUUCUUUGAGCCCCCCCCC